Molecule: messenger RNA, 4368 nt
Organism: Strongylocentrotus purpuratus (purple sea urchin)
Lineage: Eukaryota; Metazoa; Echinodermata; Echinoidea; Camarodonta; Strongylocentrotidae
Gene: gripap1
Product: GRIP1-associated protein 1
Exons: 32
Coding region: 24-3107 (1027 amino acids)
Biological process (GO): regulation of neurotransmitter receptor transport, endosome to postsynaptic membrane; regulation of modification of synaptic structure; neurotransmitter receptor transport, endosome to postsynaptic membrane
Cellular component (GO): extrinsic component of postsynaptic early endosome membrane; glutamatergic synapse; postsynaptic recycling endosome
Source: RefSeq, a predicted model, not a curated record
AUUUUGUUUUCCCAAUACUCCAAAUGCAAAGGCCAUUGUAUGAUCGCGCUAUACCUAGCUGGGGAUACCGAGAUUAUCGAUAUUGGGCAAAGAUGGCGCAGUCCUUGUCGGAUGAUGAGUUCCAGCGAAUGCAGAAUCAAUUGCUGGAACUCAGAACAGCGAACUAUCAAUUUAAAGACCACUCAAAGAAGUUAGAAAAUGAGUUGAGCCGAUUGAAACAAACAUCUGCUGCAAAUGAAAAAGAGCUUGAAAAAGCUAACAAGGUUAUUACCAAGAGCAAAAAGGCAAAGGAUGUUGAAGCUCUGUUUGCGGAGAAUGAUGGCCUCCAGCUCAAGCUCCAGAGCCAGGAGGAUGACUUCCGUCUCCAGAACUCCACUCUCAUGGAAGAACUCUCAAAGCUGUGUACAGCAAAUGAAGAGCUAGAGAAGGAAGUCAGUACGUUGAAGAAGGGUCAUAGUGCCAAAGACGAGGUCAAUGGAAGCCCCUCAUCGGGGUCACAAAGUGACAUCAGGAGACUUCAAGCAGAAAAUGCAGCUCUUCAGAAAAACCUUGCCAGUACUCAACAGAGAUAUAAUGAUGAACUCAAUGGAAUGAGACAAAACGUAAACAUGUUGACUCAAGCAUGUGCGGAUGCUGAGGAACGCUACACCAGGCUGUUAGGAGAGCGCCCCACUCCAACAGGUGCAUCAGGAGAUCAGCCGGAAGGGGAACAGAUGGAAGAGAUACCCAUCUCAACUCCUGAUGGGACCGCAUCUGAUCAACAGUCACCCCUGGAAGCAGAAUUAAACCACUUAUUGAAUGAUGAAUUUGAAGCCUUUAUUGAGGACCUGAAGCUUUCAGCUGUUACAAGUGACUUUGAUGAUGAUAUUGAAGAAAAAGAUCCUAUGACAGUACUACAAGGACAUGCCAAGCAGCUGAAGAAGAGAGUGAGUGGAGCAUUGGUUAGAAACAUGGAGAGCUUUGUCAAGAUGGUCUCAAAAGAAGAGGGAAGAAUGAGCAGAGGAAAUUCAUUUGCAGACCCAAAUGAACCACAAUGUGAUCUGAACAUGUCCAAAAUAGAUGAACACAUGAGAGAAAUAAAUGAUUUACAGCUGAGAGUAGAUACAGAGCAAGAAGAAAACAAAAUAUUAAAACAACAACUCCAAGACAGUGAGCAAUCAUACAAAGCAGAGAUUUUAACCCUGCAAGAAGAGCUACAAAAAUUGUCAGAAAAGGCCAAAAAGAAACAGGAAAGCUUAUUGCAAUUACAGAAUGAGAAAGAGGAAUUAUUCACCCAAAACAGACAAAACGUUGAAGAGUUACAUGGAUCUGUGGACAAGGAAGUUGAGGCUUUGAAAAAAGAAAACAGUGACUUGAAAGCAGCAUUGAACAGGAAUAAACAGAAUCGAAUGGAGGCCCUAGAAAGCUCCAAGCAGCAAGUAAAACAGCUUGAGAACACCAUAGAAGAACUGAGACAACAGACAGCAAACCGUGAAGAAGUAACAAGAUUAGAAGAGGAUAAAUCUAUGUUAAACAAAGAACUUGCCACCAUCAGACAGGCCUAUACAUCUACAUCAGAAGAAGCCAACAGAUUGCAGACUGCAUCAAUCACCACAAAGAACCAGCUUGAGUGUACCCAGCGUGAGUUAGAGGAGCUACAGCUAGCGCAGAGUAAACUAAGCAGUGAGAGAGAUGAACUACAGGGUCAGUUCACUGAAUGCCUAACAGCCAACGCUACCCUAGGAGACCAACUCAGAGCAACAGAGAAAGAGAGGGAUACUCUGCAGAAAGAAUUACAGGAAACAAGCAAGAUAGCUGAUAAGAGGAAAAGCAUGUUGGAUGAGAUGGCCAUCCAGACGCAAACUAUCAGAGAGCAACAUAAAGAAGAAGUGGCUAAUAUGACAUCUAGUCAUCAGAAAGCUCUAGAUGACAUUAAACAACAACUUCAAGAUGAAAAGCAAAAGAGGAAAGAACUGGAGCCUCUGAAGGAGCAGGUUGUACAGCAAGAGGCACAGAUUGAAUCACUGGAGAAUGCUAAGGGAUGGUUUGAAAGGAGAAUGAAAGAAUUAGAGGAGGAACUAGAAGGGACCAAAGAAAAACAUAUAGAAGAUAUCAAAGAUCUAGAAGCCAAGCAUCAACAAGAAAUAUUGGAUCUACGAGAGGAGCUAGCUGAGAGAGAUGAAGCUAUGGAGAAGGCUAAAGAAGAGAUAGAUGGGCGUCAAGCCACCAUUGAGAAAAUGCAACAGGAUGCCAAGGAUUCUAUAGUAGAUCAUAAACUCAGUGAGAAGAAAAGAGCAGGCAUGCUGAAGGAUCUUCAGAGGCAAUUAAGACAAGAGAAGAAGAGAGCGGGUAAACUACAGGAGAGACUUCAAGAGGUCUUAACACAGAGUAGCCAAGGACCUCAGGGUCUAGAUGCACUCUUCUCACAUCAUACCUACGUUGAUAGGACUAAACAUGAUACCAGUAGCGUUUCUUCUCUCAGCAAUAGCGGGACUGGUAGAGACUACAGUGACUUUGCACCUUCUCCUAAUGAUUCCAUGACUGCUGCUCUUAGUGAGGAGACAACAGAGCUAAUAUCCAAACUUACACAGAUCCAGCAAGAAAACUGGCAACUAGAAGAAAAGGUACGUCACCUUGAAGAAAGCAAUGGAUGCAUGGCUGAAGAUAUCCUGAGAAAAAGUGCAAUCAUUGAAGCUCAUGUCAUGGAACGCAAAAUCAUUGACCCAGCUAAGGUGAACUCAUCUCCAGGCGAUGGUAAGCAAGAGACCAAGGGACCAUCAUUACGUAAGAUGAGAGAAUUGAUGAGGUCAUCAAGGGACGUAGAGGAGGAGAGUCAGAGAGAGAUGAAUCAGAAGCUACAAAUCAUGCUGGAGGAGACCAUCACUAAAAACAUGCACCUACAACAGGAUAUUGAGAUGCUAUCGAGUGAGGUAGUGAGGCUGAGCAAGCUGGUAGGAUCAUCUCAAUCAGGUACUCCAUCACCAGUAGAGGAACAUCAGGGUAAACUUCCUGGAGGAGCAACCUCCAUGGCAACCGCAUCAUCAGCAUCACCGUCGUCAUCAUCAUCGCGGCCGGUAUCAUCAUCACCGCCAUCGUCAUCAUCAUCACAGCCGGUACCAUCCUCAUAGCAGAUGGCUGGCUGUGGUUGAGGUUCUUGUCAUGUUGACAUUUUUUUUUAAAUCAAAAUAUUGUCUGUUUGGAGGCAGAAGAGUAUUAAUUCAUAUCAUUUGACACAGAGUUAACACACUUUAGUGGCUCCAAAGAGACAAUUAUGGAGAUUGUUGCACAGUUAUUAGCAAUUUGAGGUAGGAAUACAUGCUUGCUGGUUUACAGUUCUUGAGAUGUGUGGAAUGAACUGUCUCAUCCAUCACAAACCUAAUAUACAACUCCUUCCAGAGAUGAUCUUCUACUGCCGAUGUGUUACAUGCAUGCUAUUAAAGAGAAAAUGCAUUUCAGCUAAAAAAAUAUCAAAGUUUAGGAAGUGCCAAUGCUUUUCCUUGUUUUUUAUAAAGCUUGCCACAUACUUCUUGUCAGCUGGUAAACAUACAAAAGAGCAAUUAACUUUUUUUAUGUGAGACAUUUCAGACACAUAGGCUUAUUUAUUUGCCUUGCCGGGCAAAUAAUCUGUGAUUAAUCAGGCAAUUUCAUGAAUUUAAAACUGUUUUCAGCAUAUUUUAUUCCUAAUCUUAACCACGUUUCACUGCAAUAGCACUUAACGCAUCUUCAAAUUUGUGAUGAAAAAGUAAAACCUGAGCUCUAAGAAAUAAUAAGAAAUUGAUAUGGAUAAAUGUAGAGGGUAUUGAAAAAUUCUACUGGCAAUUCAAAUUUCUCUCUGAAAAGAAAAAAGAAGAUAUUUAGUGUAAAUAAUGAUAGGAUACAGGUAUCGCUUCAUGUUUUAUGAAUUUUUGUAUUAAUUCAAGCUUUAAUUUCUUAAUCUUGUGUGACAUAGCAUUCCAAUAAUGUUGAUAACUUCUGUGACAUCUCUUUCAUUGCAUGCAGCCUUUGCCCUGCCUUUGUUUCAUCUUGUUUUAUUGAUCCAAGCAUGUAUGACUUGCAUGAGGGAAAAAUGUUUGCUAAAAUAUGUCUUAAAUGUUUAUGUCUUUCCCUCCCUGUAAAUCAGUUCAAUUACAUGUUAAUGUGAUGUUAGCUUUGAUUUAACUUGCAGGGCACUAUUUUGCCUGUCAUGUUUUCCCAAUUUUUGAUAUGGCAAUAAUCAAGUUCCUCAGCUCCAGUGUAGAAUUGAUAUUUCCUUGACAAAAAUUCAAUAGCUUUUCCAGUGAUUAGAAACAAACUGCAAUAAUUAUAUGUACAUCAAUGACACAGAGUUUUAAGGCAUAAUGUUGAGAUGUACAUAAUGUCUAUUGUAUGUAGAUAAGGCUGCUCAAUGUG